Prunus armeniaca (apricot) is the source of this 1374-nucleotide messenger RNA. The record is from the annotation of a GenBank genome assembly. Lineage: Eukaryota; Viridiplantae; Streptophyta; Magnoliopsida; Rosales; Rosaceae.
AUGUCAGACGACAUGGAAGAGGUUUUGGAGAGGCAAGAGCGAGAAAGGCGAGCAAGAAUGCGUAGAAGAGCUGCAAGCAAAAGGGCGCAGAGAGAACUAGAUGAGCAACUUGGUGUGGCCGUUGCUUUGCUGGAGGAAGAAAACCAGAGCCGCCGUGGUUCACGAGAAGGCCGGGCACAGAAUGUGGACAGACAUAGACAUUCUCGGGGUAAGAAUCUUAUGGAAGAUUAUUUUAUCCCACAAUCUCUGUACUCUGAUGUUCAUUUUCGAGCAAGAUAUAGAAUGCAACCUCAUUUGUUCAAUAAAGUCAUGCAUGAUAUUUGCAAUUAUGAUGACUACUUUGUUCAAAAGAAAAAUUGUGCUGGAGAUUUGGGGCUGCUUCCCGAGCAAAAGUUCACAGCUGUGAUACGAAUGUUGGCGUAUGGGUCAUCUGCUGAUCAAGUGGAUGAGAUUGCCCGGAUGGGGAAGUCCACUAUUUUGGAGAGCUUGGUGCGAUUUUGUGAUGCUGUGGAAAAUCUGUACACCAGGGACUACCUGCGCAGACCUACGCCCAGGGACCUGCAACGGCUUCUACAAAAAGCUGAGUCUCGUGGAUUUCUUGGAAUGAUUGGUAGCAUUGACUGCAUGCACUGGCAAUGGAAAAAUUGUCCAUCUGCUUGGCAAGGGGAUUAUGGGAAUCGGAAAGGGCAGAAAAGCAUCAUCCUCGAAGCAGUUGCUGGUUUUGAUACAUGGGUUUGGCACGCCUUCUUUGGAGUUGCCGGCUCUCAAAAUGAUUUGAACGUCCUGGGUCAAUCCCCGGUGUUCAAUGAUGUUCUGAGAGGUGAAGGCCCAACUAUCACAUAUCAAAUUAAUAAUACCGUCUACCAGAACGGGUAUUAUUUAGUUGAUGGUAUCUACCCGAGGUGGACAACAUUUGUGAAAUCAAUUCCACAUCCCCGAUCCCACAAGGAAAAUUUUUUUGCUGCCUAUCAAGAGGGGUACAGAAAAGAUGUGGAGAGGUGCUUUGGUAUCCUUCAAGCCCGGUGGGCAAUUAUCAGGGGAGCGGCACGUCUAUUUGAUGAGGAGGUGCUUAGGAGUAUAAUGAUGACUUGUAUCAUCCUCCACAAUAUGAUUGUGGAAGAUGAGUAUGAUUACGAUGCUGCUGAAGAUGAGUAUGAACCAGAUCCAAUGAACACCGCCUUAACACGAAUUUAUGAAAAACCUAUGGGGCCAAAUGGAGAACCAGUGCAGCAUGAUCCGUUAGUUAGAGACGAUAGUUUCAUGCAUCGGAUGAUUGAGCGCUACACGGAGAUGCAAUCGUCAUAUAUUCAUGAACAUUGUCAAAUGGACUUGAUGGAGCAUUUGUGGGCGGUGAAAGGCAAUGAAGGACAAUAA